Molecule: messenger RNA, 2655 nt
Organism: Vanderwaltozyma polyspora DSM 70294
Lineage: Eukaryota; Fungi; Ascomycota; Saccharomycetes; Saccharomycetales; Saccharomycetaceae
Exons: 1
Coding region: 1-2655 (884 amino acids)
Biological process (GO): lipid metabolic process
Molecular function (GO): triacylglycerol lipase activity
Source: RefSeq, a predicted model, not a curated record
AUGAGUUUAAAUAACAAUAUCACUAUCAAUGAUAACAAUAUAAAUGAUAACGUCGACAACAGCAACGGUAACAACAACGAAAUCCCUUCAGAUGACUACCCUGUAACACAGAAAUUAAUAGAAAAAUACUAUGAAAUGAUCUUGGGUUGCCCUAAAAUUAGACAUCAUGAAUUGGUAUUCCCUUCAGAAUUCGCCGCCCAGAAUUCAAACAACAUGGCAAUCACAACAACCAUCCUACGUAAAUGCAACCGUUACGUAUCAAAAUGUUGGUCACUAAUGUAUAACGUUCUAAUUGGUGAUUAUGAAAAGAAUUUGCUGGUUCAAAAACUUUUAUCUGAAAAAAAACAUGCAAUGUCCUACAACGAAUGGAAAAUUGCUUGCACCCAACUAGAUACUCUGACAAACAACAACAAUUGGAAAGAAAUCGAAGAAUCUUCUUACUACGAUUAUAAACUCAUUAAACAGGUUACUUCGAAAUUACGCCAUGCAAGAUUAAACAAAGACUUCCCACAACUAGUCUAUCUAAUUAGAACUAACUGGGUCAGAAAUUUAGGUAAUAUGGGUAAUGUAAACCUUUACAGAUACUCCCACGUAGGAACAAAAUACCUGAUAGAUGAUUAUAUGAACGAAUCAAGAUUAUGUAUCGAAGCUUUAUUACAUCAAUCAGAAUUAGAUGAUACUUAUCUAUUAGGGAUGCUACAACAGACAAGAAGAAAUAUAGGAAGAACUGCUUUAGUCUUAAGCGGUGGUGGGACAUUCGGUUUAUUCCAUAUCGGUGUAUUAUCAACUCUAUCAGAAUUAGAUAUUUUACCAAGGGUAAUUAGUGGUAGUAGUGCUGGUGCAAUCGUAGCAAGUAUAUUGUCCGUUUAUCAUAAAGAUGAAUUACCUGAAUUGUUUGAACGUGUACUAGGUACCGAUUUCAAUAUCUUCAAAGAUGACAGUUUGAAAAGUGAAAGUGAAAAUUUCUUAAUCAAAUUCUCAAGAUUCUUCAAAAAUGGUACUUGGUUCGAUAAUAAACAUUUAGGAAGAACUAUGAUAGAAUUCUUAAGCGACCUUACUUUCAGAGAAGCUUACAAUAGAACAGGAAAAAUUUUAAAUAUCACCGUCUCCCCAGCUUCGUUAUUCGAACAACCAAGAUUGUUAAAUAAUUUAACAGCUCCAAACGUUUUGAUUUGGUCCGCCGUUUGUGCUUCUUGUUCUUUACCUGGUAUAUUCCCUUCAAGCCCAUUGUAUGAAAAGGACCCUAAAACUGGUGAAACAAGAGAAUGGAUCGGUAGUAGUUCUGUCAAAUUUGUAGAUGGUUCGGUAGAUAAUGACUUGCCAAUUUCAAGAUUAUCGGAAAUGUUUAAUGUUGAUCAUAUUAUUGCAUGCCAAGUCAAUAUUCAUGUUUUCCCAAUUUUAAAAUUAUCUUUGUCAUGUGUUGGUGGUGAUAUCGAAGACGAACUGAGCGCUAAAAUCAAACAAGGUUUAACAAAUGUUUAUAAUUAUAUGGCUAAUGAAGCUAUGCAUUUCCUUGAACUAGGCUGUGAGGUAGGUUUGGCUAAAAAUGCUCUAACAAAAAUGAGAUCUGUUCUAUCUCAACAGUAUUCAGGAGAUAUUACUAUCUUACCAGAUUUGAACAUGUUAUGCAGAAUCAAUAAAUUGUUAAGUAACCCUUCCACAGAGUUUAUACUGAGAGAAACAACAAAUGGUGCCAGAGCCACCUGGCCUAAAAUAUCUAUAAUUCAAAACCAUUGUGGCCAAGAAUUCGCACUAGAAAGAGCAAUUUCAUUUUUAAAAGGUAGAAUCCUAAUGUCUUCAACCAUCAAAAAUCCAAUACAAUUUGCUGAUAUUCCCGUGGGACUAGUGAAGUAUGCUAUUGACAAAUUAGAGGGCGAUCAAGAAGAUAAAAUAUCUAAAACCUUAGAUGAUAACUUAUUAGAAACUGAAUCUACUAAUUCAUUAUUGCUAUUACGUGAAAAUUCAAGUGCUAAGCGUAGAUUCUCUUCUGUUAAAUCGUUAAGACCUGCUACUAACAUACUAUUGCAAAGAAGAAAAUCUGACACUUUACCACGUUCGAGAUUAUAUCCUAAUUCUGUUUCUUUUGUGGAAGCGUAUCCUAACUCGAAGUGGAAUCGUGAGAAUAAUAAAGCAACCCACUACAGACCUCAUAUUUAUCACAGAAGAAGUACAGAACACCUGUCAUCUUGGAGGCACAAGCAUUCACCAUAUAAAGAUAAUAAACCAUAUUCCCAACGUAGUAUUUCUCCUAAUUUAAGACGAGGAACCAGCCAGAUAACAACCUCACCUGCAUAUUUUGGAGGUUUUGAAGGCAACCUUCCAUUUACUAAUCCUACUACAAGAUCAAAAGUUAAAAUCAGAUCUUCUGCUCAGAGGAAAGGAGGAAGGAAGGGGAAGAAAAUAUUCUUUACAGAAUCAGAUAAUGAAGAAAUGAUUUCACAAAAGAGCUCACCAUCUGAAGAUUCUCAAGAAUCAUUUGCUAUAGACAAUGGAAAUGAUGACAAAGAUAUACAUCCUCAGUUACAAUCAGAAAGUGGUGACAGUUCAAAUGUAAUAAUAAAUGAAAAUGCCAUAUAUGAUUCUGUAGAACAGGAUAACCCAGAAGGAAAAAUUGAAUAUCUCGGUGACGUAGUAUCAAAUCAAGAUUCAAUUUAA